This is a messenger RNA of Symbiodinium sp. CCMP2456, 1377 nucleotides long. The record is from the annotation of a GenBank genome assembly. Lineage: Eukaryota; Dinophyceae; Suessiales; Symbiodiniaceae.
AUGGGCAACAACAAAGAAGAGGAGAGGCUGGAGAUUGUGAUGCUGUUGCUGGAGAGGAAGUGCAGCGCUACUGAGGCGGACUGCUUUGGCCGGUCGGCACUGCACUACGCCGUCCAGAAAGGUGACAUGCGAGUGGUGACGCUGCUGCAGCGCACGGUUGACCAGGCCAAUGAAGAAGCCAAGCGGGCAGAAGCCAGGCGAGUGCAGGAGUUCUUGUCAUCCGCAGAUGCUGCAAGGGCUGAGCAGGCAGCGGCGGAGGCUGCCAGGGCUGCAGCGAGGGCUGCAGAGCUCAGAGCGGCAGAGGAAGCCCUGGCUGCUGCCAGAGCUGCCGAAGACAGGCGAAACGUCAAAGCGGCGGAGGCCGCUGAGGCAGCUGCAAAGAUGCAGGAGGAGCGCUUGAAGAGGGAGGCCGCCGAGGCUGCGGAGGCAGUUGCCAGGGUUGGAGAGGAGCGAAAGAAGAGGGAAGCCGUAGAGGCAGCCAUGCAAGCUGCAAGGAAUGAGGAGGAGCGAAAAAAGAGAGAAAUUGCAGCAGCACUAGAAGCUUCUGUCAAGGUUGAAGCCGAGCGUCGGAAGAAGGAAGCCGCAGCAGCUGCAGAGGAGGCCGCACGCGAACAGAGGAAAGCGGCAGAGGCAGCAGAAGCUGCGGCCAGAACUGAGGAGGAGCGACGCAAGAAGGAAGCUGCGGAGUCAGCCGAGGCAGCUGCCAAAAUUGAGGAGGAGCGACGGCAACAAGAAAGUCAACUGGUGGCAGAGCUCUCUCUCAGAGUUGACAGUGAGCGAAAAAUUAGGGAAGCUGCAGAGGCUGAAGAGGCGGCUGCCCGGGAGAAGCGGGAAACGGCAGAGGCAGCAGAAGCUGCGGCCAGAGCUGAGGAGGAGCGGCAGAAGAAGGAAGCCGCAAAGGCGGCAGAGGCAGCUGCAAGGGCUGCGGAGGAACGGAAGCAACGAGAUGUUCAUAUGGCAGAAGAAUUUUCUCUCAGGGUUGAACGUGAGCAACGACGUCAGGAAGCGGCGGAAGCUGCAGAGGCGGCUGCACGGGAACAGCGGAAAGCGGCAGAAGCAGCAGAAGCUGCGGCCAUGACUGAGGAGGAGAGACGAAAGAAGGAAGCUGCAGAGGCAGCCGAGGCAGCUGCUAGGAUUGAGGAGGAGCGAAGGCAACGAGAAGUUGAAUCUGCAGCAGACUUUUCUCUCAGAGUUGAGCAAGAGCGACACAGAAGAGAAGCCGCACAGGCUGCGGAGGCUGCCGCCAUGCGAGAAGCAGAGAUAAAGAACAGAGAAGCAGCAGAGGCGGCCGCAAUCUGCUACGAAGAGAGGAUGAAGCGGACAACAGACGAAGCCGCAGUUGCUGUAGUAGCAGAGGAGCGGCGAUUGUUGAUCUGA